CUGCAAACUUUGCGCACCCGAGUGAGGCUCAGUGUCUUGCGACAUGCUUCAGGGACCAGCUCAGGGCCCUUCCCUCACCGGGUUUUCGUCGGCAGACAGCGGCUCAGCUUCUGGCCCACUUCUGGAAAAAACCUCAACACCUAAGCGACGGAACGCGGAUGCAUUAGACCAUAGUUUCCACCCGAUCGGUGAUUUUCUCGGCGCUGUAAAACAGCCCUAUCCGGUCACCUAGCAUCAGCAAUUGGCCCGCCAAGCUCGGCGUCUGUUGCCAUCUGAAAUUCGGCCCUUCAAAGCCUGCGCUGAUCCGCCGUAGUGACCUCUCUCAGAGUUUUGCUUUGCGACAAUUAUCACAGUCACUUUCUCUCCCCGGACCCCAAACCACGGACGAUAGCGACACGCCCCUCAUGUCCGACUACAGGUAUGGCACGCAGUCAGAUGCGUACGCCGCUGAGCACGACCACUCUGUCCUUCGCAACGGCGCGUCUGACAAGGAGACCAAGUUGGGCAACACCUACUCUGGAUCUGGAGACGAUGUCGUUCCCGCCGAUGCCGACAACCUCCUAGCUGCCAUGGGCUACAAGGCCGAGUUGGUUCGGUCACGAUCUACUCUCCAGGUCGCCUUCAUGUCCUUUGUCUUGGCCUCGGUUCCCUAUGGUUUGGCAACAACCCUCUACUACCCAGUAGUCGGUGGAGGUCCCACCAACAUCAUCUGGGGAUGGCUCGCCGUAUCUCUUAUCAUUCUCGCUGUCGCUGCAUCUCUCGGUGAGAUCACCAGUGUCUACCCGACCUCUGGUGGUGUCUACUACCAGACCUUCAUGAUCACGCCGCCCGCCUAUCGGAAAAUCGCCUCGUGGAUCUGUGGUUGGUGUUUCGUAGUUGGCAACAUUACCAUUACUCUCUCAGUCAACUUUGCUACCGCGCUCUUCCUUGUGGCAUGCGUCAAUGUCUACGAAAGCGAACCUGGUGUUGGUAUCAUGGAAGGAUCAGCUUAUCAGGUCUUCCUCAUCUUCCUUGGCAUCACACUCAUUUGCAACGCUGUGUCUGCCUUUGGAAACAAAUACCUACCAUGGUUGGAUACCUUUGCCAUUUUCUGGACCUUUGCUGGUGUGAUUGCCAUUAUCGUAUGCAUCCUUGCCAUUGCGAAGAAUGGACGCCACAGCGCCGAAUACGUCUUCACUGAAUUCGAUCCCUCCAACUCCGGAUGGGUCCCAGGAUGGUCUUUCAUGGUCGGACUAUUACACGCAGCCUACGCGACUUCAUCGACUGGAAUGAUCAUCUCUAUGUGCGAAGAGGUUCGUGAGCCUGCCACCCAGGUCCCCAAGGCCAUGGUCGCUACCGUCGCCUUGAACACCAUUGCUGGCCUGGUCUUCCUCAUCCCUCUGGUCUUCGUACUUCCCGACCAAGCCAUGCUUGCAGGACUACUUUCCGGCCAGCCGACACCUGUUAUCAUCAGGGAUGCUGUAGGCUCCCCCGGUGGUGCCAUUGGUCUGCUCAUUCCUCUGCUGGUCCUCGGUUUCCUCUGUGGUAUCGGGUGCACCACCGCUGCCUCCCGGGCUACCUGGGCCUUCUCUCGUGACGGUGCUAUUCCCGGCUACAAGCUGUGGAGGACUGUCAACACGAACCUCGAUGUUCCGCUCAACGCCAUGAUGCUGAGUAUGGUUGUUCAAAUCGCUCUCGGUCUCAUCUACUUCGGUGCUGCCGCUGCUUUCAACGCUUUCUCCGGUGUCGGUGUCAUUUGCCUGACCCUGAGUUACGCUGCCCCCAUCUUCGUUUCGCUCAUGACUGGUCGUAAGCAAGUCAAGGACGGCGCGUUCCACCUUGGCAUGCUCGGUACCUUCUGCAACGUUGUUGCACUUGCCUGGUCCGCUCUCGCCACUCCUCUCUUCUGCAUGCCUACUUUCCGCGAUGUCACACCAGCAUCGAUGAACUACGCCUCUGUCGUUCUCGCCGCCGUCGUUGUUGUCUCAACUAUCUGGUACUUUGUCUGGGGAAAGAAGAACUACGAGGGUCCUCCCACUCAUGAGGACGCGGUUCUCGAGGCGAGAAGAGCCAGCAUGGCGUCUCGUUAAGUCAUAUUGAACCAAAGAUGACAUGAGAGGAGGAAGAGAUGGAUGAGCACGCUCUCUUCUUUUCGCUACUCGGUGAUUACAGCGAAUGAAGUGGGUAAAGUCAUUGUGUUUUUACAUUCCUGCAUCAGCAAAUUCGAUACCCCCGUACAUUGAACAUUCCAAAAGAGUUUUGUGCCAACGUUACCUCUCUAUGCAUUGUUUGUGAAUCUGUUGCUCUUUCCGGCAUAUUGCAUAUACCGAUCACGGGCGCAGCCGUCCCGAUCCUUGGCCCAGGCACAACUACGUAAAAUGUCACGAUGCGGGAAAAACGGCAUGCUGAUUUCUCCACAAUCCAUGCC
This is a messenger RNA of Alternaria alternata, 2407 nucleotides long. RefSeq names its product amino acid transporter. The transcript has 5 exons. Gene Ontology annotation, molecular function: transmembrane transporter activity. Gene Ontology annotation, biological process: amino acid transport; transmembrane transport. The coding region runs from base 405 to 2069 and encodes 554 amino acids. Lineage: Eukaryota; Fungi; Ascomycota; Dothideomycetes; Pleosporales; Pleosporaceae. The record is from RefSeq and is a predicted model, not a curated record. Gene Ontology annotation, cellular component: membrane.